Molecule: messenger RNA, 957 nt
Organism: Botrytis porri
Lineage: Eukaryota; Fungi; Ascomycota; Leotiomycetes; Helotiales; Sclerotiniaceae
Exons: 2
Coding region: 1-957 (318 amino acids)
Molecular function (GO): protein binding
Source: RefSeq, a predicted model, not a curated record
AUGAUCAUCAAAUCCAUUGGACGCGAGGUCGUGCAUGCCAAAGUCGGAAAAGACCUACAAGAUUUCGGUGUACACAAAAGCCUAAUAUGCCACUGCUCCCCAUUUUUUAAGGCUGCAUUUAAUUCUGGCUUCGAAGAAACGAUCACUGGCAUCAUCAAACUUGCAGAUGUCGAUGUUGGAGUUUUCGAGCUGUUUUUUCGAUGGCUAUACACGCAACAAAUCGGCGAGCCGGAACAAGAUGCAGUUAGAUUCGCUCUCUCGGAUGAUGAGUCAAAAUCGGGCCACGCCUAUGAACUUCAUGUUAGCACUCUGUUGCGACUCUACAUCUUUGCGGAUAUGAUCAAAGUACCGACUCUCAAAAAUGACUGCAUCGAGAAGCUCUCUCGUAUGAGCUCUUUCCAAAAGGAAUACCUAACUGAGUCCGAAAAUGUUCAAUAUGUUUGGGAGCAUACAAUAGAGGGGGAUUUGAUCCGCAAGCUUUUUAUCGAUACGAUCAUUUGGGACUUGGGGAUAACAUCAUUCCACAAGACUCUGGAUAAACUUCCUGAGAAAGUAAAGUUUGCCAUUAUUCUCGCCAUGAGAAGAGUUAUUGAUAAUGCUCGCGCGGAGAUAAAAGAGAUGGGAAAAAGCAGAAGAAAAUCCAAGACUCUCGCAUCUUUAGAUAGUCCUUUGGAAGAUCCAACAAAUUAUUAUGAGAAAGUCAGUGAAGAAGAUAACAAAGAUAGAGAUGAUUCAUCUAGAUCGAGGGCAGAGGUCUCCGAGAAAAUGUAUGAGGUUGAGGAAAUUUUGGACUCUAGAUGGGUGAAUGGCUUAGUCUGUUAUAAGGCUAAAUGGGUUGGACACAAGCAAGAUGAUCAAUAUUUUCCGGCCGAGAACUUUAGAGGUGCUCAGGAACUUGUCAAGGAAUUUCAUAGGAAGUACCCACACAAGCCUCAUCCAAGAAUGAUAUACCACUAG